AUGCAGAGCUCGAGCCCACAGUCGGCUGCCGGCAAGGAACGCCAGCUCAAGCCGCUCAGCUGCUCCAACUGCCGCCAGCGCAAGGUCAAGUGCAGCAAGGUGCACCCUUGUCCGCAGCGCCCGCGCCAGAACCGCCAGCAUGAGCUCCUGGACAGGCUGGCCAAGCUCGAGGAGAUCGUGGGCAAGGUCGACCCGGCGUCGCUGAGCGCGCUCAAGCCAGCUGCCUCAACCUCGGCAGCCUCGACUGCGACGUCGACAUCCCAGCAACCACAGGCUGCGCAAGAGGAUUUCAGCCAAGGUCAGGGGAGCCGCGAGCAGGCUGAGGACAGAAGCGCAAGUCUGUCUCCGUCCAAGGAUGAUCCGGCAGCGAAGUAUCUGAGCGGAGAGUUCUGGUCGAACCUGUGCGGCGAGGUGGAGGGUCUGAAGCAGGCGCUGGCUCAGACAUCUAGCGACACAGACGAUGAAGAGGAUGCCGGCACAGAGUCUACGCCAGACUCCCAGGGGCAGUCGGUGAACUCGCCCGGACAGGCAACUGGAGCAGCCGUGUUUGGCAAUGCCAAUGCAUUUGGUUCAGUCUCACUGACUCAUCCUGAGACAGAACAGAUCCUGCAACUAUCUGCUGUCUACUGGUACAAUGUAGAUCCGCUGUUCAAGAUCUUGCAUAGGCCAACCAUGGAGAGUGGGCUGGAGCGAUUUGCGCGAUCUCCAGAUCUCUUCCCCGUUGAUCGUGCCACAGAAGCGCUGUAUUUCUCGAUGUACUUUGCUGCAGUUACAAGUCUCAGUCCUGCAAGCUUAGAAGUGGCAUUGGCGAAGGCGGACUAUCUCAAUAGUACACAACUCGAGUUGUUCCAAGCACUCGCUCUAUAUGUCGCCAUUGGUCUCCAUCGCGAUGGUGCUGGCCUCGCCUUCUCACCAUAUGAGGCCGAGCUGCGGCGUAGACUCUGGUGGCAGAUUGUUGUACUGGACGUCCGAGGCGUGGAAGACCGUGGUACAGAGGCCAUGAUAUCUAUCGACUCCUACAACACACGCUUACCCACAAAUAUAUCGGAUGCUGACUUCGGACCCGAUUCUACGGCACCGCUCGUUGACCAGGAGGGUCCUACAGACACCACCUUCAGUCUGUGCACGUCUAUGUGCUGCGACAUCUUCUUGUUCCUACACAAUCCGCAGGCGCGGUUCCAAAAGCCCGACAUGGACGGCACUAUGCAGGUAAUUCAGCCCUCAGAGGACGACAUGGUGCGGCGCGUGCAGGCGCUCGAGGAGCGCUUCGUCAAGAACGCCGACCCGAACUUCUAUCCAUCCGCACUAGCUUCUCACACAGUUCGCUUAAUCAUUCUCAUCUUUUGGUUGUCACUUCAGUACCCCUUCCAGGUACGGCAACAGCACGCCCCCUUUGGCACGGGAGGGCCACACGGCUCUUCGGCAGCAGGAGGCAGGCCACGGGGCCGUGUCUCGCGAGAACAUGUGCUUCAAACAGCCGUAGCCAUCAUGGAGCUGCAACAGCGCGGCAAGGACGGUCCUUUUGCAGAGCGGUUUGGGUGGUGGACAGAGAACUACCCGCAGUGGCAUCCGCUUGCUGUGGCUCUUGCAGAGCUGUGCAGCCAGACUUCAGGCCCGUUGGUCGAUAGGGCAUGGGCAGUCAUUGACAGCGUCGUCGGCCAGUGGAGCGACCAGAUCGCAGACACGAAGGCAGGCACCCUAUUACGGCCUAUCAAGAAGUUGCUGAAAAAGGCCAGGGCCGCGCGUGCCCAGGCGCAGCUGAGCCAGCUGGACCUAAACAAGGAGCCGACAGAAGCUCCAGCGCAACAGCAGACACCGGCACAAACGCCAGCGGUCGUAAUCGACUUCCCCCCAGCUGAUGUUGGUGGCCCGCUGCCACUGAUGAGGCCGAGCCCGUACGAGGAGGACAGGAACGUCUCACCAAACGACAUCUUCCGGGCUCCUAACGGCCCUUUUGAUUUUGAUUUCAGCUUGGAUAUUGCUGCGACUCAGGAUAUGGAGUUGAUGGAUUGGACAAACUGGAAUGAGUUUGUCACUGAUGCUAAUGACACGUCGGAUACCUUUGUGGGCUUCACUCUGUAA
Molecule: messenger RNA, 2082 nt
Organism: Phaeoacremonium minimum UCRPA7
Lineage: Eukaryota; Fungi; Ascomycota; Sordariomycetes; Togniniales; Togniniaceae
Product: putative c6 transcription protein
Exons: 4
Coding region: 1-2082 (693 amino acids)
Biological process (GO): DNA-templated transcription; regulation of DNA-templated transcription
Molecular function (GO): DNA binding; zinc ion binding; DNA-binding transcription factor activity, RNA polymerase II-specific
Source: RefSeq, a predicted model, not a curated record